Messenger RNA from Symbiodinium sp. CCMP2592, 1254 nucleotides. The record is from the annotation of a GenBank genome assembly. NCBI's taxonomy places the organism in Eukaryota, Dinophyceae, Suessiales, Symbiodiniaceae.
AUGCUGCGCGUGCACCGUGUCUCGGGAGAAGAACUGGCUUCUGUUCCCCUUCAUUCGGCACCUGACGGAAGGAGUCUGAAACAUCAGCUUUCUGGGCUUUGUGGGCUUCCGCGAUUCAGGCUGAGGCUCAUGCACGGGCUUGCGGAGCUCGAAGACGAUGCAAAGAUAGAGACGCCCAUGGACCUGGAGCUGGUUGUCUUGCCGUUUAUCGAUGCUACUUCGAUGCAGCUCUUGGAGCUAACGUCGGCUGCAGAAGGUGGUGAGGCCUCUCGCGUCGAAGAGCUGCUGCAACGACCCCAGGACCCGGACUCCCCGGACGGCCUUUCCAGAAUUCCGCUCCUCAGCGCGGCUGACGAGGGCCGUGCUGACGUGGUCCGCUUGCUACUGGAAGCCAGGGCGGACUGUGAGGCCAGGGACGAUCAGGGCGGCACCGCUCUCAUCUGCGCCUGUGAUCAUCAUCAUCUGGAAGUGAUGGAGUUGCUGGUGGAGGCCGGUGUUGACACCAACGCACCGGAUGCGCAGGGCACGACAGCUCUUCAUAUAGCAUCCAUGCAUGAUGCCGUGAACCUGGUACGUUUGCUGCUGGAUGCAGGCGCCGAUAAAGGUACCUCUGACUAUGACGGCCUCACAGCUCUUCACUACGCAUCCUUGGAAGGGGCCUCAAGUGUGGCCAGCAUGCUCCUGGAUGCUUUCGGUGAGCCAAGCGCCCCAGACAUGAGUGGCAUGACGGCUCUGCACUUGGCAUGUGAGCGGGGCUAUUGUGAGCUGGCUAGCUUGCUCCUGGGGCACAGCACCACUGCAAAGGAUGCGAGUGACCAGGACGGGCGGACGGCUCUCCACCUCGCUGCCUGGAACGGCAGCGACUGUUUGGUACAACUGCUCUUGGAGAAAGCAGCUGAUGCUGGCCUCAGAGACAGCCUUGGCUACACAGCACUUCAUACAGCCUCGGAGAGGGGCAGAAGGAAGACGGUGGGCUUGCUGUUGGAAGCCGGGGUGGACCGAAAUGCUGUGAACUUCAACGGGGCGACUGCUCUCCAUGUGGCAGCUCGUGGGGUGAACCGAUCAGAAGCCACGGCAGCACACUUACCCGUCCUGCGAUUACUAGUGCAGGCCGGCGUUGAUAAGGCCCUGACUGAUCGGUCGGGACGCACGGCCCUGGACUAUGCAUUCAAAGCAGGCUAUGAUAAUGCUGAGAUGGUGCAACUGCUGGCCCCAGAGUCCUUCUUUGACUUCCAGCUCCCACCGUUGGGAUGA